CUUAUCCCGCCCAGCGAUGUCGGAGGAGCAAGCGUCCAAGGCGCAGGUGCUGGAGGUUGCGUGCGCCGAGCUUGCGAGCCUUCCUUUUUCACGGGCGGUCUUCGUGAAGCGAGGCAACAUUUUCUUCGCGUCUGAUACCAAGGCUGCUCUGGAAUCGCAUAAAAAGGAUCUUGCGACCAUCAAAGCUAGCACCCAGAAUCCUUCCACCAAGUGAAAGAAAACAGUGUAAGCAAUGCUGCGUUUCCUACUCAAUCCUUCUCUACUUGUUUUGGUUCUCUCCUCCCAGAUGUCUGCUCUAGGCGCGUAUCCCCUCUCAAGCUCCUUCAGUAGCAACCUGGAAGUAGCAUGGCGAAGAAAAACUCCACCGAGAUCUCUGAAGCUCUCCCAGAGGAGAAUGCACGUCGUGUCGGUGUUUCCGAGCCAGACCAGCGAUCCUCCCGUGCCGAGCUCCGUCACCUACAAGCGCAGCGCCGUCCAGAGCCACUUCGAGUGCCAGACGACACUGGAGAACCUGGGACUCAAGCAGUUCUCGUCCAAGGUGUCGAGAACUCUCGCCACAUCCAUGGGAGUUUUGCCCGGCGGCGCCGACCCGGGAACCUCUACUCCAGUGGGAGUCUCAUACGACGUCACCAAAGAUAAAUCCGGAGACUUGAAGCUGAAUGGAAUCGUCAAGACUGCUGUUUGCGUGCUUUGUGACAGGUGUCUGGCUCCUCAUGCUACUCGAGUCUUCUCGCCUUUCAGCGUUCUUCUAUCUCGGACUCCCGUGGAAGAGCCAACGGAGCCGUCCAUCGGUGUGGUGCUCGGCGAGGAGCCGGAGCCCGGCGAGCCCGUGCUGGACAUCGACCUGGACGACAAGUUCCACUUCCCGGACGAGGUCAAGGUGAUGGAUCUCUCGUCUUAUAUCCGUGACACUGUCCAUUUGGACGUCCCUUACUUCUCCAUUUGUAGCUCCAUCUGCAAGGGUCUGUGCACGCGCUGUGGCCUCAAUCUCAACACUUCCGAGUGUACUUGCCGUGACGAUUCCACGGACGACGACGAGAUCUCGGAGACCAAAUGAGGGAAAUCGUAGAAUCUUUCGCUAGAAAACUCGGAAGAAGAUCUGGAUCGAGAAGAACUGUCUAGAGCAAACGAUGUGGAACUUGAGCAUCAAACAAAGAGAAAAUUUUUUCGUGUUUGA
Molecule: messenger RNA, 1177 nt
Organism: Selaginella moellendorffii
Lineage: Eukaryota; Viridiplantae; Streptophyta; Lycopodiopsida; Selaginellales; Selaginellaceae
Product: large ribosomal RNA subunit accumulation protein YCED homolog 1, chloroplastic-like
Exons: 5
Coding region: 233-1057 (274 amino acids)
Source: RefSeq, a predicted model, not a curated record